UUUAAAAUCCAUCCCUUCACGUAUUUCUGUCACGUUUGAUUGAAACAAGAGGAGAUAGUCCAUUGACUGUCCAGUUGUUGGUGCCAAUGGCAAAAUAAAAUAGCGUGGCGGGAUCUCCGAGUCCCAACACCCUAAGUCAAUAAUUUUAAUCUGGAACAAGGUCUGAAGAAAUGUAAACAUUUCUCUAACCUCUCGUUGUCUCAACCUUUUCUGAGAAUUACCAAGCCCUCAAUCUUCAUAGACAUGGGUGUAUUGGACAGCUCGUUUGACAUUCUGUGCAGAAAUGGUGAAGUGAAGCAGCUAGUUUCGUUACUGGGACAACCAGAAGAAAGCAUCCCCCAAUGCAUUUUCAUAUCUGGCCACAAAUCUAGUGGUAAAUCUUACACAAUUCAUAAAGUCCUUGAUGGUUUGAAGGUCCAUUAUGCUUCUGUCAACUGUGUUGAAGGCUAUUUACCACGCCUCAUUUUUGAAUCUAUUUUAUCUCAAAUCAAAGGUGAAAUUUUACCUCCAACUUCCAAAUGUGACGAUGUCAUGGAGUUUUUAACUUCGUUGAAGGUCAUGGCAGAUGAAAUGAAUCUUCAUGACAAAGUCGUUGUUAUUGUCUUGGAAGGUAGUGAAAAACUACGAGAUAUGAGUCCUAAUUUAUUACCAGCCCUCAUGCAGCUUCAAGAAUUGAGCUGCUUGAAAAAAGUCUGUGUUGUUCUUGUAAGUGAUGUUCUUUGGGAUAAAUACAUUCCACCGGGUGGCUUACCUCCUCCAAUUCAAAUAUUUUUCCAACAGUAUUCUCAAAGUGAUAUUUUGAAAAUACUGGCACUAGAUAAACCAAAGGACUACCCAGCCGAUUUUUAUUCCAAUUAUCUGCAGCUUUUUGUGGCUGUCUUUUUGCGGUCUUGUCGUGACAUCACAGAAUUGCGUUAUAAGGCAGCUGAAAACUUUUCAAAGUACUGUGAACCAAUUCUCAGAGGAGAAAUAGAUAUGAAUGAUUCUGGAAGAUUGUGGAAACACAUAUCACCUCAUCUCAAAACCUCAUUACAAUUGAUCUACAUGAGAUUUGAAACAGAGAAACUUUCAUCUGAUAUGGAUCUCAUGAAGCCUAUGGACAAGCAUAGCACUUUGUCCUCUGCAGCAAAAUUUGCUCUUAGUUUUGAAUUGCCGUACUAUGCGAAAUACCUUAUUAUUGCUGCAUUUCUGGCAUCUUACAAUUCUCCUAAAGAGGACAAGAAACUUUUUGUGAAGCUGAGUGGGCGGACAAAAAAGAAAGUUCAGAAAAGCACAAAAAAUACUCAAACUAAAAUAAGUUCAUUAGUAGUUGGUCCACGUCAAUUUGAUCUGGAAAGACUUCUGGCCAUAUUUUAUUCCAUUAUUGAGGAAAAGCCACAUAUAUCUGUGAACUUGUUGACACAGAUUACGAGUUUAGUUGAACUCCAACUUCUUUUGAAAGUGGGGAAUGACCCAUUAGAAACACCCAAAUACAAGUGUGCUGUAGGAUUUGAUUUCAUCGUCAUUAUUGCCAAGACUUUAAGCUUUAAUGUCACAAAGUAUCUAGUGGAUUAUAAAUAAUAAUAAUGAUUAUGAAAGGAAGCUUGCUUGAGGGGGAAAACAUGCAGACAGCAAAUUGUAUUUUUGUAAUUAGAACAUUUAAUCAAUUUUGUCUA
This is a messenger RNA of Thrips palmi, 1655 nucleotides long. It is a transcript of the gene Orc5, whose product is annotated as origin recognition complex subunit 5. Bases 244 to 1560 code for a protein of 438 amino acids. Gene Ontology annotation, cellular component: nuclear origin of replication recognition complex; nucleus. Gene Ontology annotation, molecular function: DNA replication origin binding. The transcript has 10 exons. NCBI's taxonomy places the organism in Eukaryota, Metazoa, Arthropoda, Insecta, Thysanoptera, Thripidae. Gene Ontology annotation, biological process: DNA replication initiation; DNA replication. The record is from RefSeq and is a predicted model, not a curated record.